AUGGCGCCCUCUCUUAGCCCUCCAGAGCUUUUGGUACUUCUCAUAAGGACAGAAAUGUUUCUGUUUGGUACCUGGGUCCUACUGGCCUUGAUAUCUUCCCCAGGGGCCACAGACGAGCUCUUUGAGGUGUCUGUUUGGCCAGACCAAGCCCUGGUGGAAUUUGGACAGUCCAUUGUGGUCAACUGCAGCACCACCUGUCAAGACCCAGGACCCAGUGGAAUUGAGACCCUUUUCAAGAAAACCCAGGUUGGCAAAGGACAUCAGUGGAAGGAGUUUCUCCUGGAAGAUAUCACCGAGAAUUCCAUCCUGCUGUGCUUCUUCUCAUGUGUAGGAGUCCAAAAGGACAAGAGCCUGGACAUCUCUGUAUAUCAGCCACCAGAGCAGGUGAUCCUGGAACUGCAGCCUGCAUGGGUGGCUGUGAAGGAAACCUUUACAGUGAAGUGCCUCGUGCCCAGUGUAGCACCCCUAGAGAACCUCACCCUUACUCUGGUCCAAGAUAACCGAGAACUCCAUAGGAAGAACUUCAUGAGCUUGGCUAUGGCCACCCAAAGAGCUGAGGUCACCAUCAGUGUCAAAGCCCAAAGGGAGGAUGACAGGGGCAAUUUCUCCUGCCAUGCUCAGCUGGACUUGAGUUCACAAGGUGGAGGCCUCUUUCACAGCAGCUCAGCCAUCAAGGUGCUCCGGAUCUUCGAAUUCUCUCAGCGCCCCCAGAUCUUAGUCUCUCCACUACUGGAGGUUGGGAUGGCAGAGAGUGUGAGCUGUGAGGUGGCAAGGGUGUUUCCAGCCGAAGAGGUAAUGUUCUACAUGUCCCUGGAAGACCAGGAGCUGAGCCCCUUGCUCUCCUGGGAGGGAGACACAGCAUGGGCCAAUGCCACUGUUCGGGCCAUGGACACUGGUGAUCAGGAGCUGUCCUGCCUUGUAUCUCUGGGUCCAAAGGAACAGAAAACAAGAGAGCCGGUGCAUGUCUAUAGCUUUCCUCCACCAGUCCUGGAGAUAGAAGAAUCAAACCCCUUGGUGGGGACAGACAUUAACGUGACCUGUUCUGAGCAUGUAUUAACAUCACCCAGCUCUACACUGCGACUUCAGGGAGCCCCGAUGCUCCCCGGCCCUGGGGAGCCUGCCUGGCUUUUACUUACUGUCAAGGAGGAAGAUGAUGGCCGAAAUUUCUCCUGUGAGGCCUCCUUGGAGGUUCAGGGUCAGCGGUUGGUCAAAGCCACUGCUCUCCAGCUCCGUGUCUUUUAUGAGCCACGGUUAGAGGAAUCUGGCUGUCCGGGCAACCAGACAUGGGUCGAAGGGACAGAGCAGAUGCUUAUCUGUGUCCCAAAGGGAAACCCGCCUCCAAGCUUGGUGUGUACCUGGAAUGGGAUGAUCUUUGACCUUGAAGUCCCACAGAUGGCAACCCAGAACCACUCUGGAACCUACUGCUGCAUGGCCACUAACCAGCUGGGCUCUGUCAGCAAAGACAUUGCUGUCGUUGUUCAAGGACCGGAAGAAAGCCUCAGCUCCACCAUCUUCGUUAUUAUCAUCGUGGCCCUUGGAGCAGGUGUUGUCGCCCUAGCGCUGUACUUGAACUAUCGGCCCUGCAAAAUAGAGAGGAAGACAUUGUCCUAUAAGCAGAAAGAGAGCAGCAAAGAGGAGGAAAGCCAGCUUGCUGUUCAACAAGCAGAGAAGUGCAGCCCACAUAAUUACCAAAUAGAAAUCACGACCGGCUGA
Chrysochloris asiatica (Cape golden mole) is the source of this 1713-nucleotide messenger RNA. RefSeq names its product intercellular adhesion molecule 5-like. Gene Ontology annotation, cellular component: membrane. Gene Ontology annotation, molecular function: integrin binding. The coding region runs from base 1 to 1713 and encodes 570 amino acids. NCBI's taxonomy places the organism in Eukaryota, Metazoa, Chordata, Mammalia, Afrosoricida, Chrysochloridae. The transcript is spliced from 8 exons. Gene Ontology annotation, biological process: cell-cell adhesion. The record is from RefSeq and is a predicted model, not a curated record.